Messenger RNA from Colletotrichum graminicola M1.001, 1839 nucleotides. RefSeq lists its product as uncharacterized. The transcript has 2 exons. The record is from RefSeq and is a predicted model, not a curated record. The coding region runs from base 1 to 1839 and encodes 612 amino acids. NCBI's taxonomy places the organism in Eukaryota, Fungi, Ascomycota, Sordariomycetes, Glomerellales, Glomerellaceae.
AUGCAAGACAAUCCAAGGGCGAGCCAACCAUUGCUGCCGCAAAUUGCUUCAACUGAGACUGCCCCAGAGAGGGCUGAAGUUGACGACCGAUCCAUGAAAGAUGCUGCUUCGAUUCUUGAGUUCCUGGCUUGGGGUCGGAGGAAAGACCCCGAGUAUCAUCCAACUGUGUCACCUGAAGCAGCCAUUUUUGCCCCGGGAUCGGAGGGGCCCAGAAUCCCUGAAGGCGAAAGAGACACAGUCCUUGAUUUCAAUGAAUGUUCCCAGCUAGCCGUUGUCCAGCUUCUGCUACCGGACUCGCGGCAGGUGUGGGACUUGGUUCAGUACCAUACCGAGAGCCUCUUGUGGUACCAUAACUCGAUUUUCGCAUCGACAUUCCGGACGCAGCUUGCUGCAUUUUACUCGGAGCAUAACGGCAUAAUCGAGAGCGAAGGAGUUGAUCUCCAAUGGGUUUCGCUUCUCUUCUCUGUCUUGACUGCAAGCUUGGUAUGUGCGCCGUCACGACGAGCGCAUGCCUGGGGCUUUCAGGACAGCGAGCGUGAAACCCUCUCUAGGCGCUGGUUAGAAGCAAUGAUCGCCAUCGCAACUGCUACGAUAUCAGCCCAUCCUUUGGGUCACAGCAACUCCCAGAGCAUACACCUCGCUGCGGCUGUCCGCAUUGCACAAUCUCUUGGCUUGCAUAGACUAAAGUACGAUGUUGCUGAAAGCAGUGUGGAAAAAGAAACAGGAAGGCGUGUUUGGUGCCAGCUUUGCAGCCAAGAUUGGUUCGGCAUCCCCUUCUCAGAGAGCUAUCUCAUCAGUCCGCUGUAUUCGACCUCGGAGCCUCCUCAGAACUGCCACGAUCAUGACCUUUCGCCCCUACCAAAAGAUGUUCCGACGAUAACGAGCUACUGUCGUUUUCUUUUGGAGAUUGCCGAAAUCAUGCCGAAACUACAAGAUGGGCUUAUGACCAACAAUACGGCAUACACACGCUAUAAACAAGUACUAACGUGGGACGCUCGUCUACGCACACUUGCCAGAGUGGAGCGUCCAGCUUUUCUUACAAACACUCCUAUCGAAGCGGACUGGCCUAUAUGGGUUCCUUGGGCCCGGCGAACUUUGGCCAUCAGCUCCAGUCAUAAGAUCAUCAUGAUUCACCGCUCGUUCUUGUCUGACAGCUUCACGAACCCGGCAUUCUCGUUUACCAGGUUGACCUGCCUCGCGGCAUCCAAAACCAUAAUCAAGGAAUACAAUUUUGUAUCCCAGGAGGAUGGACCUGUUCUUUGGGUACAUCAAGCAUUUGCGGUAGCCGCUUCCAUAAUCCUUUUGCUGGACGUACUGCAUCGGGCACCAGGGGAGGCAGAGCACGUUGAACAUCGUCAGCUGGCCGAGAGCGUCAUCGGCAUCCUGAAGUCAUAUGGCAACAGCACCAUCGCCGCAAGGGGAAUCAAAUUGCUUCAAGCCCUGAUCUUAGAAGUUUCUAAUGCCACGAGCUUGAGGCCGAUACCGUUGCAGAACAGAAAGCGCCCGAGGGAAGACAACGGUCCUUGCACGACAAGGGGGAAACACACAGGAAACUUUGAUGUGCACAGCUUCGUCAAGAGAUUUUGCGAAGCUAACACGAGCGACCAAUAUCGGGAGUCUGAGAACGACCGUGCAACGCCUAGACCCAGAGAGCCUCCUGUUGAAGCUGCUGUGUCGAACACGGUUCCAACUCGCCACGGAGAGACUCAUAGUCAUGGAUCGGACAUGUCGGAUCCAGGCCGAGCUGACGUCGCAUUCUCUUUUCCUUUCGGUGGCUUGGAUAGUGGAAACAACUUUGAGAACCUCCUGUAUCUAGCAAACUACGAUUGCUUUCCUUGA